Dermatophagoides farinae (American house dust mite) is the source of this 1376-nucleotide messenger RNA. RefSeq names its product very long chain fatty acid elongase 7. Gene Ontology annotation, biological process: fatty acid elongation, monounsaturated fatty acid; fatty acid elongation, saturated fatty acid; fatty acid elongation, polyunsaturated fatty acid. Gene Ontology annotation, molecular function: fatty acid elongase activity. Lineage: Eukaryota; Metazoa; Arthropoda; Arachnida; Sarcoptiformes; Pyroglyphidae. The record is from RefSeq and is a predicted model, not a curated record. Gene Ontology annotation, cellular component: endoplasmic reticulum membrane.
AUGGUAAAUGAGAAAAAUACACGCGACAUAUUAACACAAAAAGAAUCAUCAUCAUCAUUCUCAUUCUCUCUCGCUCUCUUUAAUAAGAAGAAAAAAAAGAAUCAAAAAAAGAAGAAAACAAAAAGGAAGAAAGAAGAAAAGAAGAAAAUGAUGAUCAAUAUAACCUAUUAUUGGUAUGAUUAUUGGCAACAGAAUGGCCAUCCAUAUUCAAUGAAUUAUUGGAUCAGUAUGAAUGGUCCAACACGUAUUACAAUCAUUAUUGUUGGUUAUCUUUAUUUCUGUCUAUCAUUGGGACCAAUUUUAAUGAUGAAUCGUAAACCAUUUGUAUUAAGAAAAAUAAUGUUCAUCUAUAAUAUAAUGACCAUCAUAUUGAAUUUAUAUUUUUUCAUACAAUCAUUAUAUUAUCUUGAUUAUGGUCGCCGGUUAUUUGAUUUUAAAUUUCCUGACCACACCAUCAUUACCGAUGUUGAUGUUGAACAAAUUUCAUUGACACAUUUUUAUCUAUGGACUAAAUUGCUUGAUUUAUUUGAUACAAUUUUUUUUGUUUUACGUAAAAAAAAUAAUCAAAUUAGCGGUCUACAUCUUUAUCAUCAUUCCAUUGUACCAUUAUUAGGUUGGUGUGCAUUCUGUAUUGCACCAACUGCAUCGUGUUUAGGAAUAUUUCCAUUGUUCAACACAGCAAUACAUUGUAUUAUGUAUAGUUAUUAUGCAUUGUCAUCGUUUGGUCCAAAAAUACAGCCAUAUCUUUGGUGGAAACGUUAUAUAACACAAUUACAAUUAGCACAAUUCGUUAUAUAUGGUAUUUAUUUGAUACCAUUUUUUAAAUAUCAACAAGGUUAUCCAAUAAAAUUCUGGCGUUUUAUUGCCGUACCACAGCCGAUCAUAUUUUUCUAUCUAUUUUAUCGUUUUUAUCGUCAAUCAUAUAUGGCAAAAAAUGAACGACAACGUAUGAUGAUGAUGAUGAUGAUGAAUAAAAUGGAUGGUCAUCAAACAAAAUUAUCAUCACCGACGACGACGACGACGACGGCAACAUUGUCAUCGAAUAUUGAUCAAUUGGAGAUUCGAAAACGAACCAAUUUUUCGUUAAUGAAUAAUGAUCGUAAUAAUAAUAUCGAUAUACCAUCAUCAUCAUCAUCAUCAAUGAAAUCAUCGGCAAUAACAUUUGUACAGCAAUAAUUUUACCAUAUAUAUGGUAAACUUUACGAAAUUCAAAAACAAAAAAAAAAAAUGAAACUUUAAUUAUCCAAAAUUAAUGAAUGGCUCCACGUUUAAAAAAAAAUUUGUCUACUUCUGAUAUAUAAACCAAUUAUUUAAUUGAAAAAACCUCAAAAAAACAUGAAAUUAAAUGAAACUUUUUUUGAAACAUCCUGGUUGUU